AUGGAGUCAGUUGCCGCGGAAGAAGCGGCGUCUAAGCCGCUCCACGCGGUGGUAUGCGGGGGAGGCGUUAUCGGCGCGUGCACUGCGUUUUACCUAGCGGAGAAGGGGGUCAAAGUAACGGUCGUCGAGAAGUGCCACGUGGCAUGCGCUGCUUCUGGAAAGGCGGGUGGGUUCCUUGCAUUGGAUUGGUGCUCCGGCCCUACUGGGAAGCUCGCACAGCUGAGCUAUCGUCUUCACGAGCAGCUAGCACAGCAGUUCGGUGACUGUUACGGUUACCGCAAGGUGCACACGCUCAGCCUCCAGGUCGCCGAGCCCAAAAAAUCGUCUGGCGGGCAGCGAACAAAGAACUCCACGCUGCCUGGAUGGAUAGACGGGCCAGUGCGGGGAGUCCAAACGAUGGGAUCGCCAGUCACAACUGCCCAGGUUCACCCACAACUGUUCACAGAGACUCUACUUAGAGUGGCUGGGGAGAGGCAUGGGGUGGAGGUACAACUGGGGGAGGUUCAAGAGGUUGCUGUGGCGCCAGUGGGGGAUGCUGCUGCUUCCUCUAAAGUCACUGGUGUGAUUGUAGAUGGUGCUACAGUGCCAGCUGAUAUUGUGCUGUUUGCACUGGGUCCUUGGUCCGGCAAGAAUCGUCUCAUAGCACGGCUGGGCCAGAUUACAGGGCUGAAGGCGAACAGUGUCGUGGUCCGGCCGAACCAGAAUCCCGAUGCUGUGACCAACCAUAUGCUCUUCCUGCAGUACAGGACAAAGGACGGGCGGCAUGCAGACCCAGAAAUUUACCCCCGGCCAUCGGGGGAAGUUUACCUCUGUUCCGUCACAGAAGGGGAUAAUUACCUUCCGGAUAAUCCUGAGGAAAUCACCACCACCCCAGGCGUCCCAGAGUUCUUAAAACGAGUUGGAGCCACAGUGUCGUCGGCACUAUCAGAUGUGACUAUAGUGAAGGAGCAGGCGUGUUUCCUGCCAUGCUCCCAGGAUAAUGUGCCUGUAAUAGGCGCUGUGCCAGGGAUGCAAGGGGCGUACGUAGCAACGGGGCACAGCUGCUGGGGCAUUCUGAACGCCCCUGCUACAGGCCUGGCUGUAGCAGAGCUGGCUGUGGAUGGCAGGGCUAGCUGUGUGGACCUUAGACCCUUUGACCCUGCUAGGUUCUUGUAA
This is a messenger RNA of Closterium sp. NIES-65, 1155 nucleotides long. NCBI's taxonomy places the organism in Eukaryota, Viridiplantae, Streptophyta, Zygnematophyceae, Desmidiales, Closteriaceae. The record is from the annotation of a GenBank genome assembly.